This is a messenger RNA of Archocentrus centrarchus (flier cichlid), 899 nucleotides long. RefSeq names its product glutaredoxin 5 homolog (S. cerevisiae) (gene glrx5). Lineage: Eukaryota; Metazoa; Chordata; Actinopteri; Cichliformes; Cichlidae. Bases 109 to 582 code for a protein of 157 amino acids. The record is from RefSeq and is a predicted model, not a curated record. Gene Ontology annotation, cellular component: mitochondrial matrix. The transcript has 2 exons.
CUCUUUACGUCUCUUUAUUUUGACGGGUUUUCCUCUUGUUCAGAACUAAGUUGUCCCGUCGCUAGGACUUUUCUUCUGCUGGUUUAACGAGAUAACCGACCACAGAUCAUGAACAAUUCAUUUAGAUUUGUUGCUCGGUGUGUGCGCUCGGGGUCGGCUGUCUAUAUGCCCAGACAAGCCGACCCCGGCCGCUUGAGGUGGGCCCCGGUCCGGGUCCUGUGCUCGGCGGCGGAUCUCCAGAAAAACCUCGGUGAAAUGGUGAAGAAGGACAAAGUGGUGGUGUUCAUGAAAGGGACGCCGGCGCAGCCCAUGUGCGGCUUCAGUAAUGCUGUGGUUCAGAUCCUCCGGAUGCACGGGGUGGAUAGCUACGCAGCGUACAACGUGCUGGAUGACCAGGACCUCAGACAAGGAGUCAAAGACUUCUCCAACUGGCCCACGAUCCCUCAGGUGUACUUCAACGGCGAGUUUGUGGGAGGCUGUGACAUCCUCCUGCAGAUGCACCAGAACGGAGAUCUGGUGGAGGAGCUGAAGAAGCUGGGCAUUCGCUCUGCAGUGCUGGACGCAGAGAAAGAAUCCAAGUAAAGGACGAGUAUAAACACGAAACAGACGACAAAACAGAGGACACAUUUAUCAGGUUGAAGCCCCGUCUCCCCACCACCACCUAUAUAUAUACACACACACACACAGACUAUUGCAGAUAAAUCAAGUCAUAAACGCUGGCCAACAAUGCAGAGUGAUAAAUAUAAGUUUUCCCAGGGAUAAGAUAAUGUAUAUUCGAGUCGGUAUGGUACAGCUUUUUUCCAGCACAGCCUGCUGAGGGCAACAUGACACUAUGAGCGCAAUGGGAGUCACCCCAAAGUUAAAGCUGUGGGCCAAAAAAAAAAAAAACCCUAAAACAA